UUUUCAGCAGGUGAAGCUGUAAGAGAGAUGAGCAAUGCCUAGACAAACAACAGUUGCUGUCAUUGCAGCCGCUCUGUUGGGUGCUGCAGCAGGAGGCUUGUUUUUCUGGAAAGUUACCCGACGUCGUAAAGACAAAACCUGCAUCCCACUUAACCAAGGAGAGGCUGUUAAAGAACAAGGAAAGAAAGAUCUCUCAGAAGAAAAGUUUCUUCCUCUCAUCUCCUCUACCACUGUCCCCUGGGUGGAAAAGAUUCUUGGGGGAGAAAUAGUGGUUGUUUCUGAUGCAGAGGGUUGGAAUAGACUGGAACCCAUACUAAAGAAGGAGUUGGAGCACUGUCCAGUCCUUGGAAUAGACUGUGAGUGGGUCUCUACCAAAGAGAAGGCCAAGCCUGUCUCUCUCCUGCAAAUGGCUGCCUGUGAUGGUCUUUGUGCCCUUCUUCGCUUAUCUAGGCUGACCAGUGGUGAACAGGCUCUUCCAAAGACACUGCUGGACAUCCUAGCAGAUGGAGCCAUCCUGAAAGUUGGAGUAGGGUGUUGGGAAGAUUCCUGCAAGUUGCUCCAUGACUAUGGAGUAACAGUCAAAGGGAGUGUUGAUCUCCGGUAUCUGGCCUUGAGAGAAAGCAAGUCCCUCCCACCAAAUGGACUCAGCCUCAAAUCUCUAGCAGAAAGAAUCCUGAACUACUCACUUGACAAAUCUCUUCGCCUAAGAUGCAGCAACUGGGAAAGUGAGCAACUGACCGAAGAACAGAUUGCUUAUGCUGCAAGGGAUGCUCAGGUGUCAGUAGCUAUGUUCCUGCAUCUGCUAAGACUUCCCUUUGUCCCUCAAGCAGAAAGAAGUGAGCAUGCUCUUCCUGGUUGGGAAAAGGGCCUAAGAAAGUGUCAGGAUUUGGUGGAUGUACCCUUCAAAGGAAGAAACAGUAAUUGCCUGGGUGAUGAUGAGAACCUAGGAGACUUGCAGCAAAAAAUGAAGAAUCAGAAGUCAUCACUGACUAAUGAGCAGUCCCCAGCCAGCCAGCCAGGAAAGGAUCCUCGGAAGCAUAAGCGGAAGCCCCUGGGAGUAGGGUAUUCUGCUAGGAAAUCUCCCCUGUACGAUAAUUGCUUCUUAUAUGCACCAGAUGGGCAACCUCUAUGCACUUGUGAUCGCAAGAAGGCCCAGUGGUAUCUUGACAAGGGUAUUGCAGAGUUGGUGGGUACAGACCCAUUUAUUGUGAAGCUACAGUUUGAACCUUCUGGGCGUCCUGAAUCUCAGGUGGAUUAUUAUUUAACAGUCAAAGAGAACAUGUGUGUUGUUUGUGGCAAGACAGAGUCUUAUAUUCGAAAGAACAUAGUGCCUCAUGAAUAUCGGAGACACUUCCCCAUCCAGAUGAAGGACCACAACUCUCAUGACGUGCUCCUCCUCUGUACUGCCUGUCAUGCUAUUUCCAAUUUCUAUGACAACCAUCUGAAGCAGAAAUUUGCUGAGGAAUUUGGUGCCCCCAUUGGCUGUGAGGAGGGCAUCCGUUUGCUUGAAGAUCCCAUCCGCAGGCAAGUCCGUUCAGCUGCUAGGGCCCUUCUGAAUGCAGAUGGCUUGCCUGAUGCCAGGAAAGAGGAGCUGUUACAGGUGGUCAAGGACUACUUUCACUCUCUGACAGUUUCCCAAGAGAUGCUGCAAGAAGCAGCUGGACUGGAAACCAGGAUUUGUAAUGAGACCUAUAUGCCACAUGGUUUGAAAGUAGUACAAUGUUUUGCCAAAGGGGGUCUCUGCUCCCUCAUGCAGCUGGAGAGACGAUGGCGCCAGCACUUCUUAGACACUAUGCAGCCCAAGCAUCUCCCAAAGCAGUGGUCUGUUGAUCACAAUCAUAAGAAACUGAUCCGAAAGUAUGGAGAGGAUCUCCAAGUUGAAUUGUCUUGAAAGCUGGAGCUUCCAGAAGAUAUUUGUGGACUGGUCUGCUUGAUGAACUUAGUAAACACAGGGCCUUUUUUUGAGCAGGAAUGCACAGAAAAGCAGUUCCGGCUGGCUUGGCGUCAGGGGGUGUGGCUUAAUAUGCAAAUGAGUUCCUGCUAGGCCUUUUCUUUUUUAAAAAAGCCCUGAGUAAACAUAACUGAUGUUUCCCUUUUUACCUUCAGUCUCCUAUACUGCUUAUGCUAAACUAGACUUGCUCCCUUCUACUAAACCUGACCAUUGCCCACUUAUGCCUUCAUACUACUUCACACUUUUCCUUUUUUAAAACAUGAAUUUUAUCAGUCACUAGGUAUUUUCCAUUUGUUUUUCUUUCCCUGCCCGUUUCUACCUUGGCAAGCCAUGGAUUGCUUCCCUGCUUCAGUUAAGCCAUUGUCUGACUGUAGUUCCACAAGAGAAGCUUUAGAGGCAGUAGGCUCUUCUUUUGAGGACCUAGAAAUUAUAAUGGUCAAGCUCUGAUGCAGGAUGGCCCUGUAGUUUUGAGUGACAAAUGAGGAGGUGGCUGAGCUUUAAAGAGAAGAUGAAUGUGUUGCUCCUCAGAGUGGUAAAACACUGACAAUGGCAGUUUUGGCUGCAAAAAAGCAGGACUACUACAGAUUCCUCCCGGGGGUCCACAGGGUAACCAUGACAAGGGCAAAUGCAGCUAUGCCACUCUGUUGAGUCAGUAAAUACCCAGUUGCUGUCCCUUGACAAAAGUCUGAGGAAAUCCCUCAAGAGGUAAUGAGAUGGACAGAAAUGACGGGGGACAAAAAUGCAGCCCACAAGGACAUGUAGUGAGACAACAGCCCUGUAUCCUACUAAGGAGUCUUUUCUGAAAAAUUUUCUUUAGCUAAGUGGCCACAGACACCUUUGUGCAAUCAAUGUCAGAUAAGAACUCACUAGGAGAGAACUUACUUUGAACAGGACAAUAAAAUUGAGGGCUCUGAGCAUUUGAAUUUUUUCCAGGAAACCAGAAGAAAACUUUCAGUAAGCUAAUGAUCUUUUAUUGAAAUAAUAAUAAUAGUAAUAAUAAUUAUUACUAUUAUGCAGGAAAUUAAAAAGGGUGCACUGAUGUGUCAGUUAAUACUCUUAAGCACUGAAAAUUCACAUGCAAAAAAAUUAUAUCUAACAUUUCUCAAACAUAACUGAAUACAUGAAGUUCAAAACAAAACAGGUUUCAAUUAACUGUCUCAGAAUAAUUUAGAAAGUUUUGGACAACCAAUAUACACACACAGAAACCUCAGAUACUUUUAACAGUCCCUUUACAGAAACCUGAUUUGUCUUGUGUAUGACACUUUUUGUCAGAAAAAUGACAGUUUCAAAUUUUAAUGUAUCUUUCUAACUUUAAUAUGUGAUUGUCUUUUAGAAAAUAUGAUUGGUCCUUUAUACUGUAGUGAAUUCAUUUUUCAAGUGCAUCUUGACACAUCUUGAUACUUGCUUGUUAUCUACUUUAACAAUAUUAAAAGGUUAAAAUUAACUCUUACUCGCAAUUAAAAUAACAAUACAUGUUCCAUUUCUUCA
Heteronotia binoei (common prickly gecko) is the source of this 3439-nucleotide messenger RNA. It is a transcript of the gene EXD2, whose product is annotated as exonuclease 3'-5' domain containing 2. NCBI's taxonomy places the organism in Eukaryota, Metazoa, Chordata, Lepidosauria, Squamata, Gekkonidae. The record is from RefSeq and is a predicted model, not a curated record. Gene Ontology annotation, biological process: nucleobase-containing compound metabolic process. The transcript has 8 exons. Gene Ontology annotation, cellular component: cytoplasm; nucleus. Bases 35 to 1891 code for a protein of 618 amino acids. Gene Ontology annotation, molecular function: 3'-5' exonuclease activity; nucleic acid binding.